Meloidogyne enterolobii is the source of this 1144-nucleotide messenger RNA. The record is from the annotation of a GenBank genome assembly. Lineage: Eukaryota; Metazoa; Nematoda; Chromadorea; Rhabditida; Meloidogynidae.
CGCCAGCACAUUCAUACCAAUGGCUGUAUUAUUUCAACAACCUCCUCCACCAUCAACAUUUCCGCCUUGUCAAUUACUUCAAACAAUUCCAAAUAUUGCUGAAUCAACAACUACGAACAUUUCUCCUUCAAAAUGUUUGUUACCUCCCCCACCACCUCCCCCUCUUUCAACAACAUUAUUUCAUCUUCCUCCACCUCAAAUUCCUCCAAAUAUUGCUGCUGACUUGGCGGCAACAACAACACCUAUUUCUAAUAAAUGUUUAUUACCUCCACCUCCUCCACCGCCAUCUUUACAGCAACAACACCAGCAACAUCCGACAAGUUCAAAUAGUUUGGGAGGGGAUUAUGGUGGUAAUAGCAGCAAUGUAAAUGAUGAUUCUAUGUUUUGUGAGGAUAUUGAAUUGGACAAUUUUGAUUCUAUCACCGCUCUUCACUCUCAAAAACGACAACAACAACAACAAAAAAGAAUGUUUGUUCCUCCAUCGCCUACUACAACACCUAAUAUUUUAAGAGGACCACUACAACAGCAUCAACAGCAAACACCAUCAUCCAUUCCUCCACUUAGACAUCAACAACCACCAACAACUCUUCUUAAUAGACAACAACCCCCAACAACACCUUUAACUCCUCUUAAUAGACAACAACCGCAACAUAUUCCUUCUCUCAUACGACAACAACAAACAUCUUCAGCGGCCAUUCCUCCCCCUCUUAGACAACAACAAACACCAAUAAUCCCUCCUUUAAGACAACAACAAUUUACUCCAAUUUUUGGACGGCAACAACAACCAAUUCCUUCUCUUAGACAUCAACUACAACACCAACAACAACAGUCACCUAUUCCUACACUUAUUACUAAUAGUAGAGGAAGGAAUGAGUUUCGAAACCCUCAAAAUUUGCUUCAAAUUAACCCUAGAGAGGAUAAUAUUCUUCCACCACAACCAUCACAAAAACAACAAUUACCACCAUUAAAACCAACUCCUCCCCCUACUCGACAACCACCCACAUCUUCACAAAAAAGUGUCCAACAACAACCGGAAGAAAAGGAGGAAGGGGAAAUUGACUAUUUAACAGAAGAAUUAGAAAUUCCAGCAGAUUUUGGUUUACCUACAAGCUUUUUUUCGAAUAAACAAAGAUGGGAAGAUUAA